Molecule: messenger RNA, 1044 nt
Organism: Rotaria sp. Silwood2
Lineage: Eukaryota; Metazoa; Rotifera; Eurotatoria; Philodinida; Philodinidae
Source: the annotation of a GenBank genome assembly
AUGUUAUCUGAUUCUGAUAUUCAAAAUCUUAAAAAUUAUCUUCAUGGACAAGUUCAUCUGUCAAUAAACAUAGAAAAUGUUGAACAAUAUGAUCAAGAAAAUAUGCCUGUUGAUUUUGAUUUAAGUAAAAUAUUUAUAAAAGGUUCUCAAUCAUUACCUGAUAUCUAUCACAUUUCACAUCAUUAUCGACAUCAUCGUCAUCAUCCAUAUACAAAACAUAUUCGUGAAGAACCGACAAUAUCAUUAUUGAUUGAUGGUGAUAAGAAACUUUCACUUGAAAUUGCAACAUGUGGUAUGCAAAAGAAUACACGAUUACCAGUACCACAUAAGAAUUUUUCUUUAAAUGAUGGAUGUUUUGGUGAUGAUGCUGGAUUUAUAAUACAAAAAGAACGAGGAAAUUUUUUAGGAAUUUCUGAUGGUGCCGGUGGUAAUCAAAUGUAUGGCUAUAAUCCUCGUCUUUUUUCUGAAUCAUUAAUGCGUAAUUGUUCAGAUUUAGCUCAUACAGGAAAAUAUUCGACAUCACAACCUAAACGUCUUUUAUGUCAUGCAUUUGAUCGUGUUCAAAGAGAAAAUUGUUUUGGUAGUGCAACAGCAUGUGUACUUGGUGUUGAUUGUGGAACAGGUCGACUAUAUUCAGUAAAUAUCGGUGAUUCAGGUUACGUUAUUGUACGACAAGGUUGUGUUGUUUAUCGAUCACGAUCACAAGCAAUGAAUGGAGAUUGUCCUCGACAAUUAGAUGUUUAUCCAUGGACUGCAUCAUUGAAAGGACAUGGUAUAAAUUAUACGCAAAUAUCAAGUCAUGAUGCUAUUUGUGAUACAUUCGAUUUAGAAUUAAAUGAUAUAAUUAUUCUAUCUACUGAUGGUCUUUUUGAUAAUGUUCCGAAUUAUUUAAUCGAAAAAAUUCUUUCUCAAAAUUAUUCUUUGAAACAUUCUGCAAAUGAUUUAGUUACUCGAGCUAUACGAUUUUAUAUUAAACCUGAUGAUAUUCUUGUCAUAAUGGCACGAGUUACAGCGAUUAAUAACUCUAUAUGUGAACAAUCAUAA